CCCUCUCUUCAUUCACUCACAGCUCACUCGACCACAGUUGCUCUCUUCCUAUAGUGGGGAGAUAACGUUACUUAUCUACACUCCAUACCAGUUGGCGGCGGUAGUGCGCCCUUUGCCGUGAAACAUCAAGCGGAAGAAGCAGCAGUACCAGAAGAAGUAGUGCUGUAUCUACACAUGUGGUCAAGCUACGCCGUUCAGUGAGAGUCAACGGAGAAGAAAAGCAGAAGGACCCCUUUGCCAGCAUCGAUUUACCGUUUUACACCUGAUAACAUGAGGCCAGGCUUUAGUCCUCGUGGGGACAGAGGAGGGAGAGGAGGGAGAGGUGGAGGUAGAGGAGGAUUUGGUGACAGGGGAGGAAGAGGAGGAUUCAGAGGAGGAAGAGGUGGAGGAUUCAGGUCCCCAGACGGUGGAGGAUUUCGGGGCCGAGGAGGUGGCAGAGGCACCCCAAGAGGAAGAGGAGGAAGGGGUGGCAGAGGAGGCUUUGGAGGAGGGAAGAAAGUCUUGGUUGAGCCACACAGACAUGAAGGGGUGUUUAUCUGCAGAGGGAAGGAGGAUGCCCUGGUGACCAAGAACAUGGUGGUGGGAGAGUCUGUGUAUGGAGAGAAGAGGAUCAAUGUGGAGGAAGGAGAGAAUAAGAUUGAAUACAGAGCUUGGAAUCCGUUCCGCUCCAAGCUGGCGGCAGCCAUCUUAGGAGGAGUAGACCAGAUCCAUAUCAGGCCCGGAGCAAAGGUCAUGUACCUGGGAGCUGCCUCUGGGACCACAGUGUCCCAUGUUUCUGACAUCGUUGGGCCGGAAGGGCUGGUGUACGCUGUGGAGUUUUCUCAUCGAUCAGGUCGGGACCUUCUCAAUGUGGCAAAGAAGCGCACUAACAUCAUUCCCAUCAUCGAAGAUGCGCGGCACCCACACAAGUACCGCAUGUUGGUUGGCAUGGUGGAUGUGAUUUUUGCUGAUGUUGCCCAGCCUGACCAGACGAGGAUUGUUGCUUUGAACGCUCACAACUUCCUGAAGAACGGAGGACACUUUGUCAUCUCCAUCAAGGCUAAUUGUAUAGAUUCUACAGCAGCUCCAGAGGCAGUGUUUGCCUCAGAAGUGAAGAAGAUGAGUGCAGAGAACAUGAAACCACAGGAACAGCUCACGCUGGAGCCCUAUGAGAGAGACCAUGCUGUGGUAGUGGGCAUCUACAGACCUGCACCUAAACAGAAGAAAUGAGGUGUGGAAGAAAGCUCAGGGAAACGGAUUACCAUUUUCUGCCACAAUCUACUUUAUUUUUUUUAGUCUAUUUCCCUUUUCUUCAACUGCCACCACCCAACAUCAAACUGCUUGAGGCUCUUUUUAUUACAGAUAAGGUUAGGAGCACGUUACAUGUGGGGACAUUUCAAUUGGUUGCCAAAUUGGAGCAAGUCAUCUUGUUUAGUGUUUGUAAUAUAUUACGGUUCACAUCUGGUUUGACCUCCCUUAUUUCACAUGUUAUGCACAAGUGAUAGAAACAUCAGACUGAUGAUCAGGUCUCUGUUCCUGUGCAACCACACAUCAGGAAGAUUAUGUAAAAGUAAAAGGCAGUGGUCUAGUGUUUAUAUCCAGUCUCAUGUAGUUUGUCCCCAGCCUAGGAUUAGUUGUCAAGCAACUUUUUAGUUCAUCAGCUGCUACCCUGUGAGCAAGUAAUUUACCUGAGGAGUAUUUUAACAGAUGGGAUAAGGUGUUAAAUCCUGAAAGCUUUAUUGAAAAACAACUUCUAUGUAGUUACUCAAGUUUGAAUAACUACUACAUGGUUUGAUUUUGGUGGGAGGGUUUUUUUGCUUUUUGUAUAGGCAGUACUUUUAUUUUGGUACUUUUUGCUACUCCUUUGUGCUCCUGAUCAUUUUCUUACUGAAUGUCCUCUUUUUUCCUGGUCCCCUGCUCCUGACCCCAUUGUUUGGGAUAUCCCUAGUAUCUAAACAUCAUACACCCAUACAGCUAGUAUAUUUAAUGUAUAAGUUAUGUCAGAACUUGUGUACAUUAAAAUAUACUUUGUGCUAAUACAUUGUGUGAAUUUAUGGUAGUUCGUGAAGAACAUCUUCAAGUCUGCAUAAUAUACACUUUGUUAAGGAAUCCUUAAUGCUCAUCUGUUUAGUGGUGAGGUGGUAAACUGACCCUGUGUUUACAAACACAGAUCGUGAUUUUGUCAUUCUUAUUGUAAUUUGAUAGUAUAUCUUUUGUGUUAACAGAGUAUGAAGCAGAAUGAUUGUAGGUAAUUUACAACAAUUUAUGCUUGUAACAGUUUGUUUUUUUUAUAUAACUGGCUACUUUGUUUUAAUAAAGUGUUUGAUUCUCUUA
Molecule: messenger RNA, 2313 nt
Organism: Thunnus maccoyii (southern bluefin tuna)
Lineage: Eukaryota; Metazoa; Chordata; Actinopteri; Scombriformes; Scombridae
Gene: fbl
Product: fibrillarin
Exons: 9
Coding region: 271-1209 (312 amino acids)
Biological process (GO): box C/D sno(s)RNA 3'-end processing; rRNA methylation
Cellular component (GO): nucleolus; Cajal body; small-subunit processome
Molecular function (GO): rRNA methyltransferase activity; histone H2AQ104 methyltransferase activity; RNA binding
Source: RefSeq, a predicted model, not a curated record